GAAAUAGUUCUGGUUGUGUUUUUCGGUGCUGAAUAUGUGGUCCGAUUGUGGUCUGCAGGCUGCAGGAGUAAGUAUGUUGGCUUCCAGGGAAGAAUACGGUUUGCCAGAAAGCCAAUAUCAGUUAUCGAUCUAAUUGUGGUAGUAGCCUCAAUUAUUGUUCUAAGCAUAGGAUCCAAUGGGCAGGUGUUUGCCACCUCUGCAAUAAGGGGGAUCCGGUUUCUCCAGAUACUUCGCAUGCUUCAUGUAGAUCGACAGGGUGGCACCUGGCGACUAUUAGGAUCAGUUGUUUUCAUACAUCGUCAGGAACUCAUAACGACGUUGUACAUUGGAUUCUUGGGAUUAAUCUUUUCAUCCUAUUUUGUUUAUCUUGCUGAGAAGGAUGCAGUUGAUGAGGAUGGAAAGACAGGUUUCUCCAGCUAUGCCGAUGCCCUUUGGUGGGGUGUGGUAACAGUCACAACAAUUGGUUAUGGAGACAAAGUUCCCCAGACAUGGAUUGGGAAGACAGUAGCUUCCUGUUUUUCAGUAUUUGCUAUAUCUUUCUUUGCUCUGCCAGCGGGUAUUCUGGGGUCUGGUUUUGCGCUGAAAGUACAGCAGAAGCAACGUCAGAAGCAUUUCAACAGACAAAUCCCAGCUGCCGCGUCCCUAAUUCAGACUCUGUGGCGGUGCUACGCAGCUGAGAAGUCCUGCAGUUCUACAGCAACAUGGAAGAUCUAUGUUACAUCACCGGUGCAAAAUCCCAAAAAACCACCAGCGCCAUCUAGCCCUAGUCUGAGAAAACAGGCUAGAAGAUACAAAAGAAAAGGGAAACUAGGCUGUGGUAAUGGUUCUGCACCUGUAAUAAACCCAGGAGAGAAUGCCUUGUCUGUUCCACAGAUCACUUAUGAUCAUGUUGAUGAACAAGAAGACAAAAAAGAUGUGACUUUCUACAUUGGUGAAUCAGGAGUGAAAAGACGCCUAGAAAGGAAUAACCAAGAAAUGUCACGGGCCAACAGCUUCACUGAUGACAUUGACCUUUUAUCAGAAGAGUCGACACUGCCAGCUGUAUCUGAUGUGGCACAGUAA
Messenger RNA from Balearica regulorum gibbericeps (East African grey crowned-crane), 1062 nucleotides. The record is from RefSeq and is a predicted model, not a curated record. Lineage: Eukaryota; Metazoa; Chordata; Aves; Gruiformes; Gruidae.